GCUUCAGCUUACAGAGAGAGAGAGAGAGAGAGAGAGAGAGGAGUGGAAAAGAAUUCAAAUUCCCAGACUUUGGUCCUUAGCGUAGAGACUAGACUAUAGAGUGUACUAGUCUAGAGUCUAGAGAUGGCGAAUCAGUCUCCUCGAUCAACCUCAUGCUGAUCGAAAUGGUUGUGCUUGCAUUUCCUGUUGUUUCAGCUCAAAUUGACAACUUUGCAGGUGACCGUUGGGUGGAGCUUGCACGCCAACUGUUCGAUGUUUUGCCUCACAGAGACUCACCUGUUUCUGCACACAAACCCCAUUUCCCUCGUUUGUGGUAAUUCUGAGAAGAUUAGUGGUGUUGGGUUUGCGUUUCUUCAUUUAUAUGGGGAAUCCAGAAAGCAAAGCUCAUCACCUUCUUAGGUAAAUGCCCAGGAGAAAUAACCCAUUUUUUUAAGGGGUGAGAAAUAGAACCUGUUUUCUGGGCUUCUGUUCUGUUUGAUAUAUGCAUAAUAAGUUGGCUUUCGACUUUCUAGCUGAGGUGAAAAGGUACGUAGUGCUUUCGAUUGGUUAGCUGUUUCUACUUUCUACCACAUCUGCUUGUUCUCUCUACACUUCAACAUUAAUUGUAAAGAACAAUUUUUCUUCAUUAUGAUUGGGAAGGGAUGCAGGACAGCGCUAUAGGAUUGACUGAUUCUAGCGAGACUGGGAGCCAUGCCACCCAAUUUAGAUUUAAAAUCCCACUCUCUCUUUUUUACCACUAUAUGUAUGUAACGGUGUGCGUGUUUCUUUCUGGUAAGGUUAAAGAAAUUGCCUGGCCGCUGAAAGAUGUUAUGCUUCUCUACUAUGAGAGUAUGAAGUUGAGUUACUCAUAAAAAGGAUCCUGCACAAGUUCAGAGAAUCAAGCAGAAAGCAUCCCACAAGACAAAAACCAGUUUGUGACCUUGUAUGAAUUCUGCACUCUGGGGGAGUUAAGCGGCUCCUUGUCUACGAGUAUCCGGAGGGCAUGCAUUAUUUGGGAGAGGCAGACAGGCAGGCCCCCAUGCCCAGGCCCUGUUGACACUCCUCAAAGGCCCUGGUGAUCAGCCCAACUUCCAAUCAGGAGAUUGUCUGGCCUACAGCGUGGAAAGACUCUGUAGAGUCUCGAAGCCCACACUACUGUUAUACCUGGCGGACGCCUAGAUUGCAGGACUCUGAGAGUCUGAGGCAUCCGUACACACAAUGGGUCACAUGCUUAGGUUAGUUGUGAACCCAAUUACCUGCUAAUAAGGCGCGUAAUCUUUCGAACUCAAACUUAGUGGAAGUUCCACUUAAGCCCAAUUUUUGCCGAUCAUGUCACCCCUCAUUGGCAAAAAUUUAAAAUCUUGAAUUCUUGAAUCAAUUCUUGAUUCAUCGGCACGUUUAGAUAUAUGCUUGGGCUUAGUUUGGCCCAUAGCUUAUAAUGUGUAAAAGACAACUAAUUUUACAAGUAACAUCAUUAAGUUGCUAGUUAUAAAAAUUGGUAAAAGACAACUUUCAUAAGUUUAAAACUACAACAACUUGUGAUUUAAGUUAAGCUAUUCCUAUUUGGAUUUAGAAUUCCAAUAAUUGAGUCCCUCCGAUUAUACUACCCCUCCACCCACUUCUCAGUUUUCGUCACCACCGGCAUAUUUUGUCACCUGAUCACCAUCAUCACGUCCUUUCGGUGACAGUAGCAUCUCUGACAUGGAGAGAAUUUGUCGAUGAACCAUUAAACUACUAUGCGUUUUUUAGUGGAAGGCAACAAAAUAAUAAUGAUUUCCUUUUUUCUUUCUUUUUUUCAAUGACUUCUCACUCGUUGUUUUAAAUUCUAGUUUUGAAAGCAAAAUUAAAUAUUUAAUAUCCUUAGUAGUGCUCCAUCAAACAAUUUUAACAUUUCUAGUAACUAUAGUUUUUGGGUGUAAACUGACUUCAUAGGUCCUUUUGAGCAAGUAAGCAUUGAAAAUAUAAAGGUGGAUAUAAAUUUUGGAGCCAUUACUAGAAACAAGAGUAGGGACAUUUUUCCUUAAACUUCUAAUAUUACCCAUACCAAAAUACCUCUCCAUACAUCUACACCUCCACAACCAAUUCGAGUUGCCCACUUUCUCAAGAACGAUCGCUGCUUUUAGGAUUCGAUGAGGUAAACUGUAAAGUACAUCAUACAAAGACUACGCUUGCAUAGAGAGCCACUAAAUGUGUGAUAUUUAACAUAUAAUGUCACUGUUCGGUCUUUUUAGAUUUAAAAACUUUUACAUUAUGAGGACCAGAACUGACCUGAUUUUUUAAAAUCUGUAGUCUGAUUUGUAUUAUUACAAGAAUUUCAUAUGAAAAAAAUUAGACCAAACCGAUCGAUUCGAGCUGAAUUUUUGGGUUAGAAUGCUCAGCUCUAAUUAAAUGGGUUGUGGUGGUGACUAAAAAUUGAUCACAUAUGAAAUUUAAUCCGAUUAACUUUGUCUUGGUACGAAUAUAUAAACUUGACAAUCAAAACAGAUAAUUUUACCGGUCUGUUGGGGAGACACAUCAUUUGGGUUUUACUGGGGUCUAUAUAAACGGCUUCUAUUGAAUUAGAGAAUCACCAAAGAAAGAAACAGAGCGUAGAAAACAGAGCCCAAAACAGAGCAAGAGAAUCACCAAAGAAAGAAACAGAGCAAGAGAAUCAAGAAUGGAGAAUCAGCAGGAGAAUCCACCGGAGAACCCACCGGCGAACAACCCAGAAGCAGUGGAGAAUACUCUUAUUGAAUGCAUUGAAGCAGCCACCAAGUUGUCGUCACCAGAGAAUCAGCAGGAGGAGAACGGCCCAGAAGUACUGGAGAAUACUCUUGUUGAAUGCAUUGAAACAGCCAACAAGCUGUCGUCUCUUCUUGCAAGAGCAUUGAGAAGCCACAGAGAUUUGUUCAAAGAAUCAAGAAUGGAGAUCCCAGUCCCUCCGGAGAAGGAGCCAACAUUUCGGGAGAUUCACAUGCCUAAAUGCAUUGAAGCAGCGAACAAGUUGUCGUCUCUUCUAACAAGAACAUGGUUCUUGCAAGGAACUCCCAUUUCUGGCUCUGCAGGUUUUGCUUCCUCUGUGAAAAAUCGUCUACACGAUCCAGAAACAUCAACCAUUUUCAACACUAUCUGCUCCGAUUUCCCGAAGGUGCACCAGUUGAUGAAAACCCAUAAGAGAACCCGACGCACACUCAGGUUCCAAACUCUUCUUGAGAGAGACAUGGGUGUUGACGACCUCGUGCCUCGCAUUCAGAAGGAGCUAAGAAGCAUGGCCGCGGUUGAAGUUGCAUUGAAAGGUGGAUUUGAAGGUGAAGCGGUAAAAGAACGUCUGAAGAAGUGUAAGGAGAACACCCAAGGCUUGGAGCUGGAAUUUGAAAUCUUGGAGGCUAUUCGUGUGCCAGAGAAGAAAGAUGCGCAAGAUUUAGACUUUGUUGCUAUCUGGGGUGGAAAAGAAGAGAUAGAGGUUUCUGGUGAAGUCUUGGACGAGUGGAACCGAUUCUUGAAUGAAGGGCUUGAUAAAAUUAACAAUGCUCAGGAACAAGCACAAGUAGUCUCGGUUGAGAAUCCAAGGAUCACAGAAUCCAAGGGAAACGAAAUGCGGGCUUAUACUGGAGGAAAAGAAGCAUGUCAAGGCAAAAAGGGGGAACCAAGUCCAGUAAUUUUGUCCAAUUGGGUCAGGAAGAAUCAAAGUAACCGGCCUCCGGUCUGGGACUCUCUCUGGCUUUGCUUGACUGAUGCUGUGAUGUUGGGGUGUCAUGCCUCUGUGCUCCUCGAAUUCUUGUUGGUCUCACUGCCAGAGAGCCAAGAAGGAGAGAUGAAGAUUGGGCAGCUUAAGGCUGCACUGGGAAAGCUUGAUAAAGAUGGAAGAAACAUUGCAGCUAAGAGAGUCUUGGAGUUGGACCUCUUCAGGUUCCCAAGUCAGAACAUGAUUGGUGCUGCUGCUGGUGUUCAAGCUGCUGCUGCUGCUGCUGGUGUUCAAGCUGCUGCUGCUGAUGAUAGAACAAUUUACCAGUUGAAGAAGCUGUUUAUUACAGUGAACUUGAUGUUCCGUCAUCCCAUUUCUCUCGGGAAAGGAGACGAGCCUGUGGUUUCUCUGAAAAGCUAUGCCGGACAGUGCACUAAACUAGUGAAUGCGCUGAAGCAGAAAUUGCGGAUGCCUGAGGAGCACUGGAAUGUGGAGGUGGAGAGAAUGAAGAAGUCAUGGGAGCCCCUAAACGUCAGUCGUCCCAGUAAGUUCAAAACAGUGGGGUAGGGUAUCACAGUUAGAAAGGGGCUUUAAUUCAUCAAGUGUAAAUAUGAAUUGAAUAAAACUUUUGGCCUUUAUGAGAGCUGUUGUUGUAU
Molecule: messenger RNA, 4299 nt
Organism: Rosa chinensis
Lineage: Eukaryota; Viridiplantae; Streptophyta; Magnoliopsida; Rosales; Rosaceae
Exons: 3
Coding region: 2636-4210 (524 amino acids)
Source: RefSeq, a predicted model, not a curated record